This is a messenger RNA of Gymnogyps californianus (California condor), 8101 nucleotides long. It is a transcript of the gene KLHL24, whose product is annotated as kelch like family member 24. Bases 220 to 2022 code for a protein of 600 amino acids. Gene Ontology annotation, molecular function: protein binding. Lineage: Eukaryota; Metazoa; Chordata; Aves; Accipitriformes; Cathartidae. The transcript is spliced from 8 exons. The record is from RefSeq and is a predicted model, not a curated record.
GGGGCGCAGCGCGGCGGGGCCCGUUCCCGGCUACAGUCACCGGUCCGGCCACGCCACGCAAGUGCUGGUGCUGACGUGACGCGGCAGUGGGCACGGGCGCAGGGUGGAAGCCACCUCCGCUGGCAGCAGCAGAAGCCCAGCUCAGCUUCAGACCGUAGCACUGCGAAGGAGAAACACUGCAAAUUUUUCUCAAUGACUCUAUAGCCAACUGAUGUAACAAUGGUACUAAUAUUGGGACGCAGACUGAAUAGAGAGGAUAGUGGGAUACGAGAUUCCCCUGCAACCAAGCGGAAAGUUUUUGAAAUGGACCCAAAAUCGUUGUCAGGCCCUGAGUUUUUCGACUUCUCCUCGGGAUCAUCCCAUGCUGAAAGCAUUCUCCAGAUCUUCAAUGAAUUUCGAGACAGCCGGUUGUUCACAGAUGUUAUUAUCUGUGUGGAAGGAAGGGAGUUUCCCUGCCAUCGAGCAGUCCUCUCAGCCUGCAGCAGCUACUUCAGGGCUAUGUUUUGCAAUGAUCAUAGAGAAAGCAGAGAGAUGUUAGUGGAGAUCAAUGGCAUUUUCGCUGAAGCUAUGGAUUGCUUUUUACAGUAUGUGUACACUGGCAAGGUGAAAAUCACUACAGAGAACGUGCAGUAUCUCUUUGAAACAUCAAGUCUCUUUCAGAUUAGUGUUUUGCGCGAUGCCUGCGCCAAGUUCCUGGAAGAACAGCUGGAUCCUUGCAAUUGCCUGGGAAUCCAGCGCUUUGCAGAUGCUCACUCGCUCAAGACACUGUUCACCAAGUGCAGGAAUUUUGCGCUGCAGACGUUUGAGGAUGUGUCCCAGCACGAAGAAUUCCUCGAACUGGGGAAGGAUGAGCUUAUUGAUUACAUUUGCAGCGAUGAACUGGUGAUCAGUAAGGAAGAGAUGGUGUUUGAAGCUGUCAUGCGCUGGGUGUACCGGGCAGUUGAGUUGCGAAGACCAGUGUUACAUGAACUUCUGACGCAUGUCAGGCUCCCGUUGUUACACCCAAACUACUUUGUUCAGACUGUGGAAGUGGACCAGCUGAUUCAGAAUUCCCCAGAGUGCUAUCAGCUGCUGCAUGAAGCCAGGCGAUACCAUAUCCUUGGAAAUGAGAUGAUGUCUCCCAGAACUAGGCCACGCAGAUCAACUGGUUAUUCUGAGGUGAUAGUUGUUGUUGGAGGCUGUGAACGAGUUGGAGGGUUUAAUUUGCCAUAUACCGAGUGCUACGAUCCUGUAACAGGAGAGUGGAAGUCACUGGCUAAACUUCCAGAGUUUACCAAGUCCGAGUAUGCAGUGUGUGCUCUACGGAAUGAUAUUCUUGUUUCAGGUGGAAGAAUCAAUAGCCGGGAUGUUUGGAUUUAUAACUCCCAACUUAACAUUUGGAUCAGAGUUGCCUCCUUAAAUAAAGGCAGAUGGCGUCAUAAAAUGGCUGUUCUUCUUGGUAAAGUAUAUGUUGUUGGAGGAUAUGAUGGGCAAAACCGCCUCAGCAGUGUAGAGUGUUAUGAUUCGUUUUCUAAUCGAUGGACAGAGGUGGCUCCCCUUAAAGAAGCUGUGAGCUCUCCAGCAGUCACCAGCUGUGUUGGCAAACUGUUUGUGAUCGGGGGUGGUCCUGAUGACAACACGUGUUCUGACAAGGUUCAGUCUUACGAUCCCGAUACUAAUUCUUGGUUGCUCCGUGCAACUAUCCCUAUCGCAAAAAGAUGUAUUACGGCUGUGUCUUUAAACAAUCUGAUCUAUGUUGCUGGUGGGCUUACCAAAGCAAUAUACUGCUAUGAUCCAGUUGAGGACUACUGGAUGCAUGUACAGAAUACAUUCAGCAGACAGGAGAAUUGUGGCAUGUCUGUGUGUAAUGGAAAAAUCUAUAUCCUUGGUGGAAGACGAGAAAAUGGUGAAGCCACAGACACUAUUCUUUGUUAUGACCCUGCAACGGGCAUUAUCACAGGAGUAGCAGCCAUGCCCAGGCCAGUAUCAUACCACGGCUGUGUGACGAUUCAUAGAUAUAAUGAAAAAGGCUUUAAACUGUAAUUUUUUUCUUGAAAAAAGAAGAUGGCAUGAAUGAAUACUGUGGUCUGCUGCAAGACAGGCUUUUUAACGAUUCCUGAAGUGGGAGAAUGCCCUUUCCCUACCUAAGUGUCGUACGAAAAUUAGAUCCUGUGCCUUUAGAAAAAGGGUUAAUUUAACUUAGAAAACAAGUCUACAAAUCUGUCCAGUAACCAGAGUUCAGUUAUAUCUGCUGUGGGCUCUGAUGAGAGAGCAGUAAUAGUACAUUGUACUAGUGUUCAGAAAGUUUGCCCUAUGUGUGAUUAGUAAUUAAAAUCUUGGAAGCUUUUUGGGGAAAGUGCCUUCACAAGCAUUUGUGCCUGUGUCCUAAGAAGCGAUAUCUGCAAGGUGUUUCAGGUUCUGCUAAUUGGAAAAAUACAUAGGCAAGUAAAUUCCAAAGAAUCACCUAGAAUAAUUAUCUACAAUUAAAAGAGCUUAUAUAAUUAUAAUUCAUAUGCACAGCAUUCUUACAAGCAGAUUACUUGGCUUAAAUAAGUAGAUUUUAUGUCAGAUCACGCAUGGUUUGGAAUUAAAAAACCAACAAACAAAACAAGCUACAUAGGACAAAUAUUAGAAUUUUUGAGGAAUGUUUUUUUCUGAAGGUGAAACUGGUUUAGUGAGCCACUGCAACACACUGCAGUAACGAUUGUGUACCUUAACACUAUGGACCUUAUUCAUAGUGUUGCUAAAUGUUCAUCAGAAGUACAAGGCUACAUGACAUGGAAAACUAGUGACCACUGGGGUGUAGGCAUGCAUCUGUGAAGCAAAUUUUGAAUCCCAGUCUUUAACUUUUUGAAUAGUAUAGCUGAAGUCUGAAAGUUACUGGGUUCACUCUUUGCUCACUGCAAAGUAUCUCUAAACUAUUCAGGGAAUAAAGGAUGAUGAAAUCUGGAUUCUUCUGCUUUUCUGUAUCACAUUUUAAAUUACCUGAUGAUAGAGAUAGGGACGUGGGUUGCACCCUACAGCUUAUAAAUCGGUCUUUCGGAUAACUCAUCUGCAGAGAUGGCAGAGUACCCGCCAAGUAUUUCUUGGCCUGUCUUCAGACAAUCACUUAAUCUAGCACAGUUAAACUACUGAAUGAGCUGCUUGGCCACAGAUAAAGAAGUUCUGGAAAGGUCCCUCCUGCCAGCAGAAAAAUAUCUGUGGACCUGUCCGCGUAGCCAUAUGAGGUAACUCCCACAUAACAUGUUUUGGAUAAUUUUGAAGCCUAGGAAGCACCUGUCUUUUGACCCUUUUUUUAAUUUAGUAAAGGUAUUUUUUUAAGUCCUCCCUAGAUGUCUGUACUAGGUCUCUUUAUUUCCAGUACACAGUUGUACAGUUGAGGCACAAGUUCAUAAAAACUGAAAUAGCACUUGAGAGUUGGAAAAUGAAUAGGAUUGUCUGUGUACCAAUUUCCUGUUAAUCACCAAAAACCUCAGGAACUGCCUUUCAAAGGAAUUCUGAGGACGGCAGCCAGUAGGGAAGUUGGUCAGUGCCAGGGCAGAAAAAACCCAUAAGGCCCCUGCAGAGACAGCCCUGGCCUCAGGGUUCUGGUCUCCGUGCUUGCUCAGGAGGGUGAAAACAAGCACCAUCUCUGGAACGUCGUUUGUUCCACUGGACUUUCUUCAUCUGUUUUCCCAGAGUACUUCUUCAUGAGAUGGAAAUUCUGACCCUCAGUGAAGCUAUGCCAAACUGGGAGUCAUCAUUUUCAGUAACAUACGGUCAUGACUUUUAAAGAGCACUGGGAGCUGCACUUUGUGAUGCAUUAACUUGUAACCUCAGGAAAGGACACAAAUUUCAGUUUCUGGCUGAAUACCAAACACUGCUUUGUAUAUGUUAAGAAUACUGAUAAAAUACAAAUCUCUGCAUAUCAGUGAUGUAAUUAGGAAGUCAGUCCCUGAGCACGUACAUUCACAUUGCCCUAAAAAGAAAGUCCCUCGGUAAUGUAAGACAAAUGAAUCAGAUAAAUUAAUCCUUUUCUAAGUUUCUUGUGUUUCUGCUCACCAAGUGUUACUUUGAAAAGGUAAUUUCAGUACCUGUGAAUAAGGUCCGUUGGGCAAUUACCAUUGCUGUCAGUAACUGAUAUUAUAUACUAACACUGUAUAUAACUUGUGCCAUCAUUGUAAAUGAAAACGUAAAAAAUGGUAGGAGCACUUCAUUAGAGAUGCGAUUUGAAAAAUAUUCUCCUUUCAUUUCCUUGUUUGUAUUAAGAGUUGUAAUGUAGAUUGUCAUGCUAAACUGUUUUUAAACAUUCUUUAUUCUGUAAGUGUAGAACAAUGUCAUUUAUGUAUAGGUAUCUUUUUAAUCUAUGUUUAUAAUACUGCACUAUUCUGUAAAUAACAAGAUACUGCUUUCUAUGGUUUUGAAGAUUCAUUUUAUAGUUUAGUUGUCUUAACAAUUCAUGUACUGUUACUGUUACCUAUUAUUUUGAAAAUGACAGUGUUUAAUGAACCAGUAAAUGCAGAAAUGUAGAUGUAGAAGAAAACUGCUUACAGUUCUUGAGAACCUGUAUUCAAUGCUGAAGUUACAUGUGUGGAGCAUUGCUAAAAUGGCACUUAUUCAUGCAAUGAUUUCCUUAAAAGAAGCAGUGAAUUUUUUUUUUCUUGUUAACUCUGUAAAUAAUUUGCACUUAUGGCCUGCUCUGUUAGAACAAUUAUUUUUAGAUGUACUAGAAAAGAACAAUUCAACUUUGGUUUAAUGAAAACAUACCAUUUUUCUAGAAGGAUGCAUUAAUUUGGAAGUCGCAUUCCUGAGCCACCUGUUCUCCAAUGCAUUUCACUUAGGUAUAGAUGAAUUCAAAGAAUUAAACUCUCACUAUUAUGUAUAUCUAGUUGCUUGCAGUUUAUGGGCUUGAGCAGCAAGUUGAGGUUUUUUGGCUCAGCUAGGAGAGAAAAUUAUUAAUGUCAUCUAGUAUAAUCGAAAGAUUUCCAUCAUAAAUGGUAAUAGGUUGGGAGCUCUAAAGUAGAGGCACCUGCACAAAGAUGUAAAUUCAGUCUAACCAGACAUGGGAAGAGGGCUCAAGUAUCUCCAAAGUCACACCUAAAAAAUAAAUUCUAAGAGUUGUCUAAUAUUGCACUCCACUAAACAGAUAAUUACCUUUUAAGUAUUUCACUCUUAAAAAGAAAUGAGAGUAAAUGUUUUCCUUCUCCAUUUUGAUGUCCACUUCAUGAGUUACAUCCUUCUGUUCUUAGCAAUAUGAUGUUCAUUGAAAAGAAAGUUGACGCUUCCUUGCAGCCGCCUGGCUUCGAGAAGGUUCUGAAUAGAUAACUUCAGUACUGCAUUAUAGUGCAGCCUAUGGCCUUCUGCUUUUAGAUAUACCAUGCAUUCACUCAUUUUGCAGCCAUCAAGCAUGUAACAUUGCCUGGUAAUCAUUUAGUUUUACCUGUAGGCUCCCUUCUUGGUAAUGCUUAAGUAGGCAUAAUUUGUGGAAUCUCUUCCAUUUGUCCCAUCAGAUGAUUCAUUUUAUACUAUGUGCCUGGUAUGCAUUUUGACGAUUAGGCACUGUGCUUUCCACUCUAGCACCAAGGGUCCAGAGUUGUACUGUUUUUUUUAUUUUAAUUGGCACCAAUGCAGUUGUCAUCAAAGAUUGCUUUUGUUUCUACUCUCUGAAGCACAGAUAUCUUUAAUGCAGAUUAUGUUGAUAUGGACCCUUAUAAUUUACUCAAGCUUUUUAAAUGGUAUUUUUAACACUGCAAAUUUUUGAGAGAGGCUGAUGAUGUAGGAAGAGGAGGUGCUCACCUUGACGAAGGUUCAGAGGAAGCUUUGGUCACCUGUGCUUGUUGGUCACUUGUGCUUGAGAGCAAGGACACUGCUGACUGCUCCAGCUUCUUCCUCAAAAUAGUUGAGUUCACCACAUUAUCUUAGAUAAUUACUCAAUUUAUCCUGCUUUUGUUUUAUUUGAGCUGCAAGGACAAAACAAGCAGCAGUCCCACUCCCUGUGACUUCAGGUUUCCCUCCUGCCCAAGGCAUGGUAGUGUGCUGGAGCUGUCACACUCAGCGGGUAGGCAGAGCCGUGAACUUAGUCCAGCUCCAAAGAGAGAGACAAGAGAAACUCACUGGGGCGGGGUGAGAGAUGUCAGGAGGAAAUGCAGUGCGUUUGGGGUUUGUGCGUUUGACUGGGCUUGCUGAAACCAAGACGUUCUGGAUGCUCAUAAGUUUGCAACUCCAGAUGCUGAAACUCAGGUGGUAAAAAUAUUUCACGUUUGUCAACUCACUGAACUCAGUUGGAGUGAUAAAGAUGCAUAUCAUGGUCACGGUCUUCUAGUGGCAAUGUUCAGGAAAGCCAAAGGUUCAUUUUUCCUAAUUGCCCCACUAGGCAAGUAUAUGUGUUUUGUUUUUGGUUUUUUUCCUACCGCUGAAGAUGGCAAAAGCCAAUUCAAGAGCAUUAAGAAACUCACAAGACUUGAUCAUUGUGAGGCAAAAUGAAUGCUUUCAUCUGAAUGUAGUUUCGUGCACACAAAGUACAAAUGAAGUGGUUUGUUGUGCUUGGUUAAAAAAAUCUGAGCAAUAUAUACUCGGAAAAGGAGUCUACAAGGUAAGAUGAGAUUUUUAAGCAGAAAUUUGCUAUCUGGUUGGGGGCCAAGCAGUGAUUUUUUUUUUUUUUUUUUUAAAAUAUGUCUAGCACACAAGUUUCCUCAGUGUUGAGUUAUUUCAGGUGGCAUUAAUAAAAAUGGAUCUCACUGUCAGUUUAUCAUGAUUGUGUCAGUGCUGUGAGCAUUGCCACAAAACAGUAAGCAGCCUCCUACCAGCCGCAAAGCAGAUGUAUGAAUCCCAUGUUCUCUGCACGCUGGCCUUGCGUCAGCUGUCUUCCAUAACUAAUGUUACACAUAAGUUCAUGUUACUUAAAGUAUAUAGCCCUGGUAACAUUACUGUCUAAGAACUCUAUUUACAGGAACAUUUCUUUUUUUCUACUGUAGUGCUCCAGUCUAUGCUCAUAUGUUUAUGUGUGCACAUCUGUGUGUGUGAAUAAUUUUGUGAUCAUUUUCUGAUAGUGCUGUUAUAAGUAAUGCACAUAAAAGCCCCUGUGUACAGCAUGUUGAUAAUGUAAUUAUGGCUUACUUUGUAUUAUUAGUUCCAAAGAAAAUAAUGUGUGUUAAUUUUGAAAAUACCUGUGCCUUGAAUUCACCUGUAUUUUUAUCUAUUGUGAAAAAGAGGUUGGAUUACUUCUCCCAGUUUAUCUUUAUUAGUAUCAGUCUUACUGUCCAGACUGUUGAUGUCCUUCUAAGAGAAAUAAAUCUUGCCAUUCAUUAACUAGUUAAACCUCUUGUUUAGAAUAUGUCUAGAAUGCUUCCAUUAUUACAGUGCUAUGGCAGAUUUCAUCUAGGGAAAUGAGUAUUUGUCUUUUCCUAUUUUUUGUUUCCAGCACUCCUCAAGGAUUUGAGUUUAGGCUUUGACUUCCUGUCCUUAACACGUACAGUUUCUUGUUUUAGUCAAUAGCCUCUACGAUAUUUGCGAACGCUCAGACUUGUCAGUCAUGAACCUCUUGUUCAUUAUACGUAAUAUGAAGCAAUAAUAUGGUGCAGCAUGGCAAUAAGCAAAUCAAGAGACUUGAAUGUAAUGUACUAUUACUAAUUUCAUUUGUGUAAAUGCUGGACCUAUGAGUCAUUCUCCUUUUGGUGCACCUUUAGCAAUUUGGAGUCAGAUUAAUAGGAGCUACUUGGCCAUGGAAAGAGUUUACCUCCUGAACUGUUACUCAUACGAUAUUUUAUCUUCACCUGAAAUCAUGUUUUGAUUUUCCUUUUGCUGAGGAGAACAGCAAUUGAUGUUAUUCCUUGCCAGUUCCUUUACUUACUGAAACAUAAAAGGCGUAGUUCCGUGAAGAGCUGAUCUUGUCUUCAAGAACAACCUGGUGCAGCACAAAUGACAUUUGAACAAAAAAAGUGCAGACCACUUACUGUGUGCCAGAGUCAAUGUAACGUUAUCUCGCAUAUAACAUUAAGGUCUUCAGAUUGUGCCGACAGUAGAAAAGUGAGUUUGUAAUGUAGCACAAUUGCAAUAACACCUGUUAUUUAAAUAUAUUUCUUGCAUAAUUCUUUGAAAGUUUUUUAAAGUUCAGUGUACCUAAUAAACAUUUGCCUUUUGAAUA